AUGGCCGAGCCUACUCACUGGAGACUUCAGCUCAAUAAUCUCCUCCAGAUUUCCUGGGGUGUACACUCCCUGCGCUGGGAGCAGUCCCAGACCGGCUCUCAGCAUAGUUCCCCUUGGGUAGCUGUCGCUUUCAUUCAAAAUGUAGAGUGGGGUAGGGGCCAAGCGCACAGCCUCGGUGCGGCCAAAGAGGAGGCUGCCAGGGUUGCCUAUCGCGCUCUCUACAGGCACCUGUACCAUGUGGACCCUUGAGCGUUGUGCAACCACUGCCAAGUAAGCCAGCAAUUUC
Phanerochaete carnosa HHB-10118-sp is the source of this 286-nucleotide messenger RNA. RefSeq lists its product as uncharacterized. The record is from RefSeq and is a predicted model, not a curated record. The coding region runs from base 1 to 249 and encodes 82 amino acids. Lineage: Eukaryota; Fungi; Basidiomycota; Agaricomycetes; Polyporales; Phanerochaetaceae. The transcript has 3 exons.